Molecule: messenger RNA, 1893 nt
Organism: Bursaphelenchus xylophilus (pine wood nematode)
Lineage: Eukaryota; Metazoa; Nematoda; Chromadorea; Rhabditida; Aphelenchoididae
Source: the annotation of a GenBank genome assembly
AUGCUGCCGCUAUUGUUUGCCUUGCUUAUGAUUCCUUGCCUAAGGGCUUCUUUCUGUGGUCCGGCUGCUGUUCCCUUUAGUUUUGAAGCCCUUCCAGACGGACAGCCGGUAUUAGGUUGUGCUCGGCCAACUUGUUUUGGUUGGGAUGCCCAUGGGAAACCAGCUGGAUCUCCGUCUUUGUUCUACCGAGUGAACAAAAAGCCUGAUGGAUACUUCAGAAAGAACGCCGACAUCCAAGUCAAGAACCUCAACGAGAACGAGGCUCAAUUCUUCCAGGCACAGACUUCUGUAAGCACGGAUAAUAUAAUUUUUACCAGCGUUGUUGUCAUCAACUCAUUUUUAUUUUUUAGACUUGUGCUGCCACUUUUGACUCUGAUCAAUGUGCCUCGGAAACACAAUGGGUUGGUGGUAUUGGCCCUCUCUCAAAUGUGACUGGACUUCCGUGAGUUGUGUAUUCUCACCUCACUAGUUCCAUUUUUCAGAUUGGCUCUGCAGUGUUGUGACUAUGAUCCUCUUCUCCUGUCUCAGGACCGUGGAAUUGCCGCUGUUAAGCCCGGUCAGAUUGUGAUUGGUGGCGAGAUCGUUACUGGAGAACGGCAAUAUGCUUUUGAUUACAUUAGUGAUGUUGUGAAGAAGAUCGGAGACAACGGAAACGUCUCCUACGAUGUCUACGUCCGUCGUCUGCCAUGUCUCCCUCAACCCGGGGAGAUUACGGUAACCGUCGAGAGAUCUGUUUAUUCCGAAAUUGGAAAUAGAUUUGCGAAGAAGUCCAAGUUUGAGCAGAAGGGAAGCAAGGCCUUCCAAGCGCCGCUUCAGGAGUUUGGAGAGAACAGCAACAUCGCCUUGGAAUCGUUGAACACUAACUCUGUGGGAGGAGGACGUGCUGUGGUGGACAACCAAGAAGUUCAAUCGACUGGUCAAGUCAUAUCUCAGUCCGAAAGAGUUGUUCUUGAACCAACUGGUCAAGAAACUGUCCAAGUGGUCCAAGGCCCCGCUCCAAAUUCUGUUGGAGGUGGAGAAACGGUUGUCCAAGGACCCUUUGUUGCCGACGGAGAAGCUGUUGAAGUUGUCGACGCUAUUCAAGGUCUCGAACUGCCUGAGGGCCAAGUCCCCGCUGGUCUUGUAGAACAACCGGCAGCUGUCGCCCCUGCUUAUGGAGGAGGUUAUGGUGGAGGAUACGGGGCUGGAGGAGGAGGAGGCGGCUCCACUUUUUGCUUCUCUGCUGAUACUCUUGUCACCAUGGCCGAUGGAUCUCAGAAGAGGAUGGACGAACUUGAAAUCAAUGAUUGGGUACUCUCGGCCAACAGAACCCACGCCGUCUACACUCCUGUGGAAUCGUGGGUGCACAGGAUGUCGAAACAAGAGGCUGAGUUCUUGCACAUACAUCUUGAAGACGGCAAAGAUCUCAAAAUCACAGACAAACACUUCAUCUACAAAUCCAAAUGCGACAAGAAGACGGCUCUGAGGUUCUACGAAGUCAACAAUAAGCCCGUUUACGCCGAAAAGGUUCAAGUUGGAGACUGUCUUUAUGUCUUCAAAGGGGUAAGUUGUCAUGCAGCAUGCUUUAAGUCAUUUUCUAUCCGUAAUGGAAAUUUCGGGAAUCACCAACUACUUUUUUAGGAUUCGUUUGUGCAAAGAAGAGUCAGCAAAAUCACAAAGAUCACAGAAACCGGAAUAUACGCACCUAUGACAACGACUGGAGAUAUUGUAGUCAAUGGAAUAUUCGCUUCCUGCUACAGCAUCAUCAACUCCUCCGUGAUGCAGAAGACGUUCUUCGAUUCAUUCAAGGGUUGGCCUAGCUUGAUGAGCGACCAGAACGAAGUUGAUCUCCCCAUUCUGACCCAUAUUGCUGUCCAACUCAUGGAAUACGUUCUUCCAAAAACUUUGCUCUAA